This is a messenger RNA of Lodderomyces pseudojiufengensis, 1872 nucleotides long. RefSeq lists its product as uncharacterized. The coding region runs from base 1 to 1872 and encodes 623 amino acids. The record is from RefSeq and is a predicted model, not a curated record. NCBI's taxonomy places the organism in Eukaryota, Fungi, Ascomycota, Pichiomycetes, Serinales, Debaryomycetaceae. Gene Ontology annotation, cellular component: plasma membrane. The transcript has a single exon. Gene Ontology annotation, molecular function: protein binding.
AUGGAAAUAUUUCUCAAAUUACCCAAAGAAAUAUUAUCAUUAAUUUUUAGUAACAUCAAAGAUAAAUCUAUAAUCAAAAAUUUAUUAUAUAUUCCAGGUUUACAAUAUAUUGUUUUAGAACGAAAGUAUCCAAAAUAUGAGAUAGAUAAUAACAACAAUUCAAUUGAAACAUUGAUAGAUCUUUAUCAACACUUUGAGUUUAUACCUUCAAUAAUUAUUGGGAAUGUAAAACAAAUCAAUCAACUAGUUAGUGAGUCAAGUUUCAAGUUAGUCAAUUAUGAGGUUAAAAUUUUAAAAGAUACUACAUUUACUGAUCUAGUCUCAAUCUUGCAUCAAGUUUAUAUUGUAGGUGUACAUUUGGAUCAAUAUUUGAAACAUUGCAAUGUGAAAUUGAAAAAGAAUGAAAUCAAAUCAUUCCUAAAUUUUGUUGAAAGCACCUUCAUACAAUCAUUGACAACAUCUCAUUUCAAUGUAUUCCCAAUUCAAUUUCCAACAACAUUAAAGGAACUAACAUUAGAUAAAGGUCAUGAAAUUAAUUUGAAUUUAACUGAUUUACACCAGCUUGAGUCAUUUAAUUGCAAAAGUCUCCGCGAGAUGAGUUCCUUGGAUGAUAUUCAGCUUCCAUUGUCCAUGAAAAAUUUAAGACUUGAUUCUUGUGAUAUUGAAACUUUAGGUGAUGUACUCAAGUAUAAGAAUCUAAAUUUACUUGAUAUUUCUAGUUGUCCUGAACUUUUUGACCUAGUUUAUACCUUGUUCCCCGAUUCGUUAAAAACUUUGAAUUUCAUUAACAAUUUCCAUCGUCGUAGGAUAGACGAGUUAUAUGAAGAAAACCGAUUUAGGAUUCUGUACUUUUCACAAAUAGACUGGUGGAUUCUUAUCGAUGCUGCCUUUCGGUUUCCACCAAAUUUAAAGAAUUUAAAGAUUUGCGAUACUACGCAUACCCUAGACAUAGGAAGUGUUGAGUUUCCGAAAGCCCUCGAUUGUUUGGAAUUAAAUAGUAUGGGAUGUCUUGAGUUAGACGAAGUUUUAGUCAAUUUACCAAAGAAAAUGUCCGAAAUCAUUAUCACAAAUUGCUGGAUUCCAACUGAAGGUCAUGUUUAUUUUCCUGAACUGGAGCGGAUUAAGUUUACAAAAAAUAACAUAGGUUAUGAUUUGGUAGAUUCAAAUUUAAAUCAAUUGAAAUCUUUAAAGGUGUUGGAUGUGUCAGACAAUUAUUGCUCAGGUCAUGGCUGUAGAGUAGGCCGACUUGAUCCAUCGGAACUUUUUACUCAUGCGGAAGGACAUGUAUGGUUCAAAUCACCGAAUUUGCGAGACUUAAUUUUGAAAGGUUCAGUGCCAAUAGAUUUUAAAGCAUUUCCACCACCUCAAGUGUCAUUUGAAUGUGAAAAUUUGACCAAAUUGAAAAUGAUAAACUUAAAUACUGGCUUAUUGGAUCUUGAUCAUUUUCCCAUUUCAUUAGAGGAAUUGAGCAUCAAUAAUUUGAAAUUGUUAAUAAUUCAAGGAAAUUUUUUCAAUUUAAGUAAUUUAAAGAGGUUGGAUUUAGAGAAUAAUGAAAUAACUUUUUCAAUGUUAAGUUCUCAAAAUUUUCCAUUAAAUUUAACUCAUUUAAAUUUAUCAAAUAACGAAAUUGAAGAUUUAGGUUGUUUAGUUUUAGAUAAUUGUACCAACUUGAAAGACUUAAAAUUGAAAGAAGUAACUUCAGAACGUGAACCUGAAGGUGCGACUCGGUUAAGGAAUUUUUUAUUUUAUCUUGAUACUAAUGUGGAUGCAAUUUUAACCAAUUACGAUUCAGAAGUGAUUUUUGAAUUUGUUAAUGGAGCUGAAAAAGACUCGAUUUUAAAGUCUAUUUAUAAGAAAAGAAGAAUUCGUUAG